CACCUCAUCCACACAGAUUGCCUGGCUACGCUGGGCUGUAUCGAGACUGAUCGAGGCGAGGAGAGAGAACUGAAGAAGCCGAGGGAGGGAUUAUCGUUUGGGUAUCAGACAGCGGGACACAUGGAAACCAACCCAAACCCUGAUCUCGAACUGGUUCAAGCCGCAAUCCAGAGGCUACUUCAGGAUAAGAAGGAGACGACGGAGGAGGAGGAGAAGAGGAAGCGACAACUACAACCCUCCAGCGACGACGACGACGACGACCACCUGCUCCUCUCCAAAUUGCUCUCUCAGGUGGAAUCAUUGAAAGCAAGUCGCGCGAUCGAGAAACCUGAGGCAUCGGCAGAUACAGGGGUUGCAGCCGACGAGGUCAAGGCGAAGAGCGAUGCCGCGAUCGAGGCAGUUAAACUUGAAGCUCAGGAGGAGAACGAAGGCGGCGAGAUGGAGGCUUCGCCGGAGGAGAUAAUGAGAGAGCUGAAGAAGGUGAAAAGGCAGAACACGGUGACGCACUGGCUUCUCUCGGCCAUGAUCGCGCUCACCGUCGCUUGGCAAUUCUCGGAGGUGUCCCUCAUUUUGAAGGUGAGAGAUGGCCUGAGCCAUCCCUUCAGGUCCUUUGGGAGCGCGAUAACCGACUUCUUCAAAGGCCCAGCCAUGAAAGGCCGAGACGACGCGGACAAGGACGCCGACCAGAGGCAAAGCGAGACGAUGGGAAUACCUCCUCUCAAGAUGCCGGAGCUUCCGCAUUUAGAUGUACCCGAUCUGAUUCCAAACGGUGGAAAUCAUUCCCCUGGAAGUGCUUGAAAUAUAGGGACAUCUGGAAAAUGUUCAGCUUUCUUGGGAGGCACUACCUUGAUGUUUCUCAUUUGAGGUUGCUCUGUGUGUCUCUGUGACUUGUUGCUUCCUCGUACCCAUGAUCAGCGUCAUGGGAUUUUGUGGUCACUUUUGGCAUACGAGCUUGAAUACAUUAGAUAUGCUCGACGUUUC
Messenger RNA from Syzygium oleosum, 981 nucleotides. RefSeq lists its product as uncharacterized. The transcript has 2 exons. Bases 121 to 798 code for a protein of 225 amino acids. NCBI's taxonomy places the organism in Eukaryota, Viridiplantae, Streptophyta, Magnoliopsida, Myrtales, Myrtaceae. The record is from RefSeq and is a predicted model, not a curated record.